Messenger RNA from Aaosphaeria arxii CBS 175.79, 1540 nucleotides. RefSeq lists its product as uncharacterized. The transcript has a single exon. The record is from RefSeq and is a predicted model, not a curated record. NCBI's taxonomy places the organism in Eukaryota, Fungi, Ascomycota, Dothideomycetes, Pleosporales. Bases 430 to 1323 code for a protein of 297 amino acids. Gene Ontology annotation, molecular function: opioid growth factor receptor activity. Gene Ontology annotation, cellular component: membrane.
UAACUCGGUUAGCCUAGUUGUUUCACCCGAUGAAGGUACGCGGUGAAGCCAGGUGAGGUGCCUAGAUGGACAUUAUGCUUGAUCAUAUCAUGAGCACUGUAACUCAUAGACAUGACUUAGAGCUGUACCUGAAUUUUUAUCUCAUUAUCCGUUUGCACGAUCGAUAACAGGUGUGAUAUUUUGGUUUAGCCCUGCAUUUGCAUAGCCACUUUCACUGGAAAACUACCCCACGUAGAGAGUGAACAGAGUAGCUUCAGUAAUUGUUGGUUUCGGCUAUUUCACUCUCUAACCUUCAGUGAUUGGGAAACCAGCGAACAGAAACUACCUGGGUUCUCUCACCUGGUCCGUGUUCAGAAUAUCCAGCAGGCAGGUACUUAGGUACCAAUCGCAUCCCCACAACCAGACUGGACUUCCCGAUCCUCAACCCACAUGAGGCUCAACUUCUCCCGAAAGUCGAAAGGGUCAGACAACGAUACGAACAAAGACAUGGCGGACACAUCAGACAACCUCAUCAUAAAUUUCUACGACCCAGACAUCAAAGGCGAAGAUGCACGCCACAGAACAUUGGACGAAAUUCUAGCUUGGCCGGACAUAAUGCUGGAGCGCAGCCACAACUAUAUCCAGGUCCUUUUCCCACUUCCGGAAGGUAGUCCUUACAACAUUUCCGCGCCGAUUAUUGAUCGUGGGGUCUACGAUGCUUUUCGUGCUAGGGAGGAGUUACGGCUUAGGCUGCGCGAGUCAUUCGAGCGGAUAUUGAAGUUCUACGGCUUUGAGAUUCAGGAUAGUACCACAUCUACGAGCGAAAGCGAGGAUGAUACAGAGGCGGGAGCUACCAAUGUGGAACAAACAGAUCAAGAACUACCAUCUACCGAAGAGCCGACAGACGAUUCCCUCGAUGAUUCUCAAGCUGCCAGCUCAGAGAACGCCUCACAACAAGAGCCAACUGGAAACCCAGCAGCUGCAGGGAAAGAUGCCGCACCUACCGAAGAGCACCCCAAGUCUCUUCUGGACACAAGUUCAUCGCCGCCAAAGCCAUUGACUGUUGUCCGUCGAGCUGGUUGGAAGACAUCCUUUGCGAAUUGGGCACACCCUAUGGACCACAACCACCUGCGCAUAACGCGCAUCCUACGCUGUCUGAGAGUCCUUGGCCUAGAAGAUGAAUGCAAUGCUUUCUACAAGGCACUGGUGGAUGUGUACCAGGAUCCUCGGAUCAAAAUCUUCCCGCGGAGUAUGAAUUACUGGACACGAGCAAACGCGCAGCCACUUCAUAUAGCUCCAGAUGGCGAGGAAAGUGACUGGCUGAAGAAAGUGGGACGAGGUUAGCGGUCGAGAGGAAGCUGUGGGCUAGUGUGGCGUGCGGCGAUAUGUGAAGCAUGAUGAACGCCCUCACGAAAUAUCCCUAUCGUACAGAGGACGGAGCAUUUUAUCAAGCAAUAGCUAUCACGGCGUUCGAUGCAUAGGUGAACACAAAGUUCCCGAAAAUCCAGGUAAUGCAUUUGAUAGCCUUGAAAGAGAUUCAAUUCCCAAUAUAUACAGUUUC